GGUCGGCAUCGGAGGAAGGAGACGUCUCCUAGGCAACCGGACCAAACACGGGAGCCGGAGCAGCCCGGUCUCCCUCUGGACCCACUCCUGAUCCCAUUCCCGAUCCCAUUCCUGAUCCCCGGCCACCGGCCACCCAACUCCCCGUCGCCUCCUCCUCCAUCCCGGCCUACCUCCCCCUAAGACCACCAUGGCUUUUGGCGGGUGGACCACCACCGCCCGCUCCGAGAUCAGCGUAACCGACUCCGAUGGAUUUGCUGCGGAAACAGAGGUGAAGCGACUGCAGCGGAAAUGCCAACUGAUGGAGCGCAGCAUGCAGUCCUAUAACACUGAGACCCAAAAUGUCAUCCGACGGCAACAAGGGAAGAUCGCCCGUCUGAAGGAAGAACAGGCAGAGCUUCUCAUCAACAUUGAGGCCUUGGACAGUCGAGCCAACCGGCGGCGGGACCAGGAGAACGGGCGUAACUUGAGGGGCUUGCUGGAGCAGCAGGACCAGGUGCAGGAGAAGGUGAAACAGGAACAGAACAGACUGCAGGAACUGGACAAACAGAUCCAGGAGUGGGAAAAACGGAUUCUAUCUCUACACCGGGAGUCCCACGCCACUGGCCUCUCCCAACACCAAGCAACGCAGGCCCAACGAAGGGUGAAGAUCCUGGAGAACCAGUUAAACAUGGCCUGCAAUCACUUCAACACCCAGCUGGGGCAGAACGCGGAGCUGAGAAAGGAGCUGCGCCUGCUGCAAGUGGAGUGGAGCUGGUUUCAGCGUCUCCACAACCGACUGCUCAAGGAACACUACCAUGCCUCCCAGACCAUCGCGGCCCACAUCGAAUCCUCGACCUCUGCUUUUGGUGCCAGGGAAGAGGCGCAGGGGAAAACGUCGCAGCUGCGAGAGAAGGCAGAGAAGGAGGCGAUGCAGCGCAGAGGGGAACUGAGGGAACUGCAGCGGCUGCUGGACCACGAGGAGCGGUUGCGGCUCUUCUUGACCUUCAAGAGCCAGGAGCGGGCGCUGGAUCCCCUGGCGCUGGAAGCCCGAAGGCGGCGGGAGCGGGAGAAGGCAGAAGGGAAACGGCGAGACCCCCGGAAGGCGCUGGCGAAGAGCUACAAGAAAAUGCUGAAGGAGCUUGAAGAACUCACAGGCGAGACAGACAUCCGGGAGCUCGUGGACAAAUAUCUGGAAGUGGAGGAACGAAAAUUUGCCCAGUUCAACUACGUCAAUGAGCAGAACCACGAACUGGAGCGGCUUCGGGAAGAGAUCCAGGAGACCCAGCAGGCCCAGGCCAUGUGUGUGUCCAGGAAGGAGGAGAGUCUGGCCAAGCAGCAGAAGGAACUGGCAGCCCUCGAGGAGCAGCAGGAGGUGGUUGGGCAGGAAGCCAAGCAGCUUACAGAGAAAAUUCAGGCCAUGGCCAAGACCUUGGAACUGCUCAAAGCUGGCAUCGAAGCCAUCUUUACACAGAUGAGCUGUGACUCUACGACCCUGGAGCAGCUGCUGGGCGGGGGGACGCAAGUCCAGGACAACAACAUGGGGGUCUUCUUUGCCCUCAUCGAGCGGCGGCUCGGGGAGCUGCUGACCACCCAGGCUUUCCUGGACUCCAAGGACGACAAGGCGAACUACGAUGAGGAGGCCACCGCCUGCCUUCUCUUGGGGCAGAGACAUGAGGGGCCUGGGCCCUACCCCAGCCAGCCCCGACUCCCCUCCGAUGGGGAGGAGCCUGAAUUCCUGCAGCAGCAGGAGGCGGAGCGGCCCCUGAGCCACCGGGAGCUGAAGGACCAGGUCCUGCAGGCGAUCCUGGCUCGGGAGCAGGCUCAGCUCUGCAGGAAGAGUAUUUAUAGCGUGGCCGGAGACCAAGGGGGAGCUCCCCUGACCAAGCAAGUGUCUGAUGCCUGACGGCUCUCCCCACUGCCACUUCCCUCCCUCCGUCCCUCCUUCCGUCACUGGGGCUUCACAGCGCUAUCUUUGUCUCUGAUUCUGAGCCCCGACUCUGACCAUCUCUGCAGUCCCUGCCUCCCCUCUUUUCUCCUCCUCCUCCCUGAGAAGCCAGAGGAUUCUGGGGCCCGAGGAGGAGGAAGGGGGCUGGUCUGGGUUGCGUGUGGAGGCGUGGAAUAAAGCUCUACUGUGACCUGUGA
Ornithorhynchus anatinus (platypus) is the source of this 2121-nucleotide messenger RNA. It is a transcript of the gene ODAD1, whose product is annotated as outer dynein arm docking complex subunit 1. Gene Ontology annotation, cellular component: axoneme. Gene Ontology annotation, biological process: cilium movement; outer dynein arm assembly. The record is from RefSeq and is a predicted model, not a curated record. The transcript has 14 exons. NCBI's taxonomy places the organism in Eukaryota, Metazoa, Chordata, Mammalia, Monotremata, Ornithorhynchidae. Bases 188 to 1882 code for a protein of 564 amino acids.